This is a messenger RNA of Podospora pseudocomata, 2334 nucleotides long. RefSeq lists its product as uncharacterized. Gene Ontology annotation, biological process: telomere maintenance; DNA repair. Gene Ontology annotation, molecular function: ATP hydrolysis activity; DNA helicase activity. The coding region runs from base 1 to 2334 and encodes 777 amino acids. The record is from RefSeq and is a predicted model, not a curated record. The transcript has a single exon. NCBI's taxonomy places the organism in Eukaryota, Fungi, Ascomycota, Sordariomycetes, Sordariales, Podosporaceae.
AUGUCAUUUCUCCCCUUGUCCAACCGCAUACUUUCCUUUUCCAGCCAGACCACGGUCGCUAUCCGAACGACAGCAAAACACGCCCAAGCGACACGCGAGAUUCAUCAAAGCAUCACAAUGAGCAGGAAGAGAAGGGCCAGCCCCGAUGCAACUCAUGGACGCAUUGGUCGACCGGUGCCCGUUGAAUUUGACCCAUGGAAUCGUCCCCUUACCCCACAAGCUUCGAAUGCGGCAGAGGAAUGGCGGAGGAUCCGCAGGCAGAUCGACAAUGUUGAGGAUGCCGACCUGGAUUCUCAGCAUGUCAUUCGUCUUCUGACUCUUGCAGCUGAGCACAGGAGAGAGUACACCCGCUUGGCAGCUGGCUGGAAAAUGCUCGAUCAUGUCCUGCAACCAAAGUCACGGACAUAUGAGCCUCUUCCGCUGGUUCAACACGAUUUUCUCCCGGAACCCGACCUUUACCUAGAUCUUUUUGUCGACCCAAGUCGGAAUCAGGCCAUCAAAGACUGUGUCAGCAAAUAUCAACAAUUAAAACAAAGCCUUGAUGGCUUCGACCCCAGGUCCGGGGCACAGUGGCCCAUUUACGAGUUGGUCGAGGCGGAGCGCCGGAGACGAGAGUACAACAGUGUGGUAGGUUCUCAUGUUUCUGUUCCGCCGCAUCAAGUGCCCGAUGAAGUCUCCCCCCAGCAGCUAUCAAGCAAUUCUCAAGAGCCGCAAGAGCCAACCCCAGGACCAGAGCCAGUGCUGGAGGAAAGACCUCCCCUGUGCCCGGAACAAGAAGCAGUUGUGAAACUGGCGGAGCAAGGCAGAAACAUCUUCUACACCGGAUCUGCUGGCUGUGGCAAGUCAACUGUUCUGCACGAGAUUAAGCGGCGACUAAAGGCAAAAGGCAAAGUGGUCAAAGUCAUUGCCCCAACUGGCCUUGUCGCCUUGGCCAUCAAUGGCUCAACCACUUGGACCUUCAUGGGCUGGGCUCCGGACUUUAACAAGAUGCCAUUGGACAAGCUAUGCGGGGUAACAAAGGCCAAUGAAAGAGUUCGAAAAGCUCUCCGUCGGGUCCACACUCUCAUUAUCGACGAGAUCAGCAUGGUGGAGAGCAACUUCUUUGAGAGAAUGGAUAGCGCGCUGAGGUUCGUUAGGAAAAGGGACCCCGAAGAAGACCGGCACACGGGGCCAGACCCUGCAUCGUUACCAUUUGGGGGCAUUCAACUUAUCGUGACGGGGGACUUUUGCCAGCUUCCACCGAUAAAGCCGUUCAAACACUGUGUUACGUGUGGCUUUGAGCUCAGCACGACCAAGACUUGCGCCAAUCGAGCCUGCCGCCAGAGCCAGUUCAGACUUGAGGACCAGUUCGCAUUCUCCAGCGCAGCAUGGCAGAAGUGUAACUUCAACUAUGUUCACCUCAAAACGAUACACCGCCAACGAGACGAAGAAUUCAGAGCUUUGCUGGAAAAGUGCCGAACCGGCAUUGCCUUCAGCCAAGCCGACAUUGAGAUUCUAAUGAACCAUGAGUCCAGCACCGAAGACGCCGUCCGUUUGAUGCCGACAAGAGAAGAGGUUUACGAGACAAAUGAGAGGGCCUUUAAGAAGCUUCCAGACCCGGAGUUCUCGUACAAAUGUUCUGAUGGUCGCCACAUACAAGAAAACCAUCAAUACCUGGAGUAUAAAUACGCCCUCGAACAAAAUGGUGAUGACAGGAACCACAGAGUAAUCAACUUUGGAGACGACAAUCACCGGUUUGAAAAGGUUCUCAAGCUCAAGAAAGACAUGUCAGUUCUGUUGCUCGUCAAUCUGAAUCUGCGCGAGGGUCUUUGCAACGGUAGCCAGGGCAUCAUUGUCGACUUCGAAUCUCACAGUGUUGGGUCCUUGAUGAGAACGCUCGAAGGCAGACCGGGACUCACCUACACUCAGAAAGAAGCAAUCGGCACUUUUGCAAGCCGUAACCUGAACUCCGAGGAGCCCCGCAUGAUCGCGUUGCCCGUGGUUCGCUUCCAAAACGGGAUUGAGCGCACCAUUCUUCCGGAAUGCCUGGUCAACGAGGUGGGGGAUCCUGCCCCGUACUCUUCUGUUUGGCGGGCACAGAUCCCACUCAUGGCUGGGUAUGCCCUUACCAUUCACAAGGCGCAGGGCAUGACACUGGAGCGUGUCGUUAUCAAUCUCGAGAACGUUUUUGAGGACAAGCAGGUGUAUGUGGCCCUCUCUCGGGCCAAGACUCUUGACGGACUCAAGAUCGAGGGUGACAAGGAGUCAGUUAAGGAGGUGUUGGAGAGAGCUUUGCAAGGGGAUCUGCAAGUGCAGAGGUUUAUGGAGGAGACACAAUGGAUCGAGUUUGAAUGA